AUGGCUUCCCCAUUUCCCCUCCUCCGUCUUCCUCGAUUGGCCCUGUUUGAUGUACUCAAAUCGUUGAGUAUUGGUGAGAAAAUCAAACUCUCCAUCUGCUCCAAGAAAAUCUCUAAUCAAAUCAAUAAUGCUCGUUUGUACUCUCAAAAGGUUAUAGUCGAUCUGGACAUGUUAAACCACGGAAUCAGAGUUUGCUCUGAAAAUAACGAAGAUAAAUUUGACAUUUUCACUAAGCCAGGUUCCGCGAAAAGUCGUCACAAUUCAUCUACUAAACACUUGUCUAUCUCCUGUUGUAGAUUAAGAGGUACCGCUAUCCUCACAAAAAUCAGAUUUGUAUCUGUUAUUCAACAUCUAUUGAAGAUGUUUCAAUGCAAAUUUUCAAUCAGAAUUAGUGGUUAUUGUGGGAGUUCAUAUCAUCCUACUAUUUUUGAGCUGUUUGAUUUACAACUGGAAGUCAAGACGCUCAUUGUUAACCUUGAUGGAUCAAAAGAUGAAAACUUGUUGUGGAACCAGAUGUUCAGUAAAUUUGGAAUGGUCGAGGAUCUUUACAUCUUGACUAUUUUUGAUUCUGAUUCCAGCCCAGUUUGCACUUCAUGGCCACAGAAUAUUAAUAUCUUGAAUUCCGAUUGGUUCACUCUGGAGACGCUUUUGGCUUGUACUUGCACUUCAAUUACACUUAAGGAUUCUCGCCUGAAAAACAAGGAUUUGGAUGUGAUACUUAGAAAAUGGAAGACUGGAGGAUUUCCGAAUCUGAAAUAUUUGAAGAUCCAUGGUGAAAAUAUUGAAAGUAUUGCAACGACGAUUUUGGGAAUGACAUUGAGCGAGAUGAAUCUAUUGGAAUUAAACGGAAUGGUUAUCCAAACUGAUGACGGAUCAAAGAAGGCAACUAUUAGAAUUGGUUUCUGCUUGAACUUCCGCCGUAUUGAAAUGUCUGUGACUCCAUUUGAAUGA
Molecule: messenger RNA, 951 nt
Organism: Caenorhabditis remanei
Lineage: Eukaryota; Metazoa; Nematoda; Chromadorea; Rhabditida; Rhabditidae
Exons: 2
Coding region: 1-951 (316 amino acids)
Biological process (GO): embryo development
Molecular function (GO): protein binding
Source: RefSeq, a predicted model, not a curated record